Molecule: messenger RNA, 1214 nt
Organism: Ceraceosorus guamensis
Lineage: Eukaryota; Fungi; Basidiomycota; Exobasidiomycetes; Ceraceosorales; Ceraceosoraceae
Exons: 1
Coding region: 101-1000 (299 amino acids)
Source: RefSeq, a predicted model, not a curated record
UUGAAAUCACCCUGCGCAACGGCAUGCUGUAGCGACGAAUGCUGAUCCUGCAUCUCGCAACCCUCAUUGCGACGUUGCUCGAGCUAGCUAUGCGGAUUUCAUGAGGGGCGGUGGAGGUACAACGGAUGUGUACGGGCAUCAACAGCCACAGGCCGGUCCAUCCACGCAUGAUGAUGCGCUUUUCCCUUCAGAAACCCAUCACCAUCAAGGUGCUAGGCUGUCAAGACCUGCCAUCCUCUACACAACGCACGAGUCCGCGCACAAGCCUUUGGUUCCGGCCUUCUCCCUGGUGGACAAAGACGUGCCCUCCUCUCACUCGUCGCCGACCAGAUGCGGAGCAAGCGCUGAUGAAGAGGGACAUGGAGCAGCGCAAAGCUCGAGUCCAAAAAGGAUUGAUUCGACGCAUGCACCACCCGCCAGUCAGAUACAUCCCUGGGCUGCGCCAUUCUCUUUGAGGGUGAAGGAGGAAGCAGAAGAGCCGGAGAACAACGACGUACCGAGUGCUGCUGUAAUUCAGCAAUCACACGAGCAAGAUGUGUAUCCUUGCUUGGCGCAAGAGACAUCGUACGGCGCAGCACCUGACGAAGUACCCGUUCAUCCAGCUAUCCAUUCGUUUUGUUCGAAAAGGCCAGCUUCUGCAUCGUGGCCGGAGUGGAAGUUGAAUUACGCUCAAAUAAGGCCAAGCAGGGCAACUUCCGACGGCCCUACUCUGAAAGAUCUCACGGCAUUUGUCGUUGACCACGACAAUCCAUCGAUGGGUCAAGGCUUUGACAGAGCACCAAAGCCUACUCCGCAAGCCCCGAAGGCGCUCGCUAAAGCUCAACUGUAUGCGCAAGAGACCGGCACGAGGUUGGACUUGAGAGCAUUAUGGGCCCAUAGAAUACGAGUGGAGGCCAAACGUCGCAGUCUGGGCAGUCGUCACGUACCUACGCAAGAUGGAUCGAUGACGAGCAGGGUAUACUUGAGGCGCAAUGUCAGAUGGGCAAAGGAGAAGCGGUAGUGGUGGUUGAGAUUGAAAUGUUAAAAUGGACAUUCACUCGGUGCUGCGCUUUUCAAACACAGCGACGCGAGCUCAAGAGGCCUCUUUCUUCGCGAAGCAAUCAACGCCAGUCGCGCCUCGACAAACAGCGUUGCAUCUGACCGUAAUGCGUGGUGAACGCGACUGUUGACUCGGAUUCAGAUUGCGUAGCUGUAGGCGGAGGGGAUGCUCACAA